Molecule: messenger RNA, 3405 nt
Organism: Physcomitrium patens
Lineage: Eukaryota; Viridiplantae; Streptophyta; Bryopsida; Funariales; Funariaceae
Product: putative methyltransferase PMT23
Cellular component (GO): trans-Golgi network; endosome; cytoplasm
Molecular function (GO): methyltransferase activity
Source: RefSeq, a predicted model, not a curated record
AAUCGGCAAGCAAGCAAGCAACCUGGUGUAUGUAACUUAGUGGAAUCCGGAUACCGCAGUCAGGGGUCGAUAGAUUUUGAGUCCUGCAGGAUCGUCAUCGUCGUAAAAGCAAAGCCCAGAUUGUGAGAUGUCAUCAUCAUCAUCUAUCUAUCUAUAGCCUUGUCUUGUCUUGCCGAGGACGACGCUAAAUCAGCGAUGGACUGAAUUGAGAGACCUGAAGUCAGGCAGUCGAAGAAGGGGAAAUAUGGAAGCCCCGGGGGCAUGGUCUUAGGCCCUCCCUCCCUCCCUGCUACAACUCGGUCCUCCCUAUUCUCCCUCUUCCUCCCUCCGUGGUUGGGUUGCAAUCAAUCUCCCGCACGCUAGAAGAAUAGUUAGUUUUGUGGUCUGAGACCCUUGAUCUGAUCGUUACUGCUCUGUCUGCGAUUCGGCGUCAAUCGUGGCGAGUUUCUGUUGAUGGUGUUGUUGUCAGGAACGCAGGCUCAUUCAUCAGCCUCAAUCAACACCAGUUGCUGCUGCUGCUGCUACUGCGGCUGCUCGUCAGAUUAGUGAGUGACCAGUUCGCAGGAGGAGUUUUGGGCGAUGUCACACUGAGACGGCGGCGUCACAAGCUGCGCAGCUGGUCUGAAUAAGUAGCCAUGGUGUUCCCUAAGCAUGGCAGGCAGGAGCGGCGCGGGCCCGCGCCGCAUGUUAUCAUUCUUGGGUCUCUCUUUGUCGCCUUCGUUUUCAUUGGAGUCUGGGUUUACACCAGCCCUGCACCAAUAGAAGAUGUGCAGUAUAAGACUGCUACACAACCAAGCGAAACAAUCAAGGAUUUUGAGAAGACUACUGAUGCUUCGGUCGAUGCACAGUUGGAUGACGAUUCUAAAGAUGAUGAGACAGAUAAGGUUGAAGCUGAUCAAAGCAUAGAUGAAAACGACAAGGGUGAGGAAACAAGUGACGAGUCUGAAAGGCGACCAGAAGAAGAGUCACCAGAGGUUGACGAGAGCACGAUCUUAGACAAGUCUCUUCAGGAAGAGAGAAAGGCUGAGGAGGAAGCUAAGAAGGCUGAAGAGGAAGCCAAGAUAGCUGUGAAGAUAGGACCAGCCGAUGACGAGGCCAAGGAGGACGCUGUGGAGGAUGGAGAGAGCCGCACAGUCAAGGAGGAGGUCCAGCGUGAUGACGAUAUUGGGGACUCUCUUGUUGCCAAGAAGCAUGAAGCGAUCGAAGAUGCAACAGACGAAUCAAGCGCUGACGGGACGAAGGGUGAGAGUCAGGAUGCUGAUGAGCUUCCUUCAGUCGAUACUAGCGAGUCACACACCACCUCAGACCCGGACUCACAGGAUGCUACGAGCUCUUGGAAAUCACAAGAUGAAGAGUCUACGGAAGAGAAGGAAGCGACAAAGAAAUUUACUGAUGUCGUUAAGACUGACCUUGAGGCAGUGCCCGAGACUUCAUCCUCUGAGGAGACUGAACCUGCGACUCUUACCGAAGAAGAGAAGAAGAUUGAAGAGAAGCAGGAGAUGGCUACUACACCGAUUGUCAUUCAAGAAGCGGUGGCAAAGGUAGAAGCCCCGAAAUACAAAUGGAAGCUUUGCGAAUGGCGCGGUGCUCAGGAUUAUAUCCCUUGUCUUGACAAUAAGAAAUGGCUUACCACUCACAAGCAGCGCAAGCAUUACGAGCAUAGAGAGCGCCACUGCCCUACUCCCAAACAGCUGCCCAAGUGUUUGGUGCCCUUGCCUGCUGGUUAUAAACCGCAUAUCAAAUGGCCUGAUAGUCGUAGCGAAACGUGGUAUAACAAUGUACCUCAUGCUGGUCUCGCUCAAUACAAGAAGGAUCAGAACUGGGUAAAAAAGCAGGGCGAGAAACUUAUUUUUCCUGGUGGUGGAACACAAUUCAAGCAUGGUGCUGGCCACUACAUCGACUGGGUGCAGAAGAUUUACCCAACUAUUAGAUGGGGAAAACACACACGAGUCUUGUUGGAUGUAGGCUGUGGUGUUGCCAGUUUUGGAGGCUACCUAUAUGACAGGGAUGUGCUAGCCAUGUCUUUUGCCCCGAGAGAUGAGCAUGAAGCUCAAGUGCAGCUGGCAUUGGAAAGAGGGAUUCCUGCCUUUUCAUCAGUAAUGGGCACGCAACGUCUUGUAUUCUCCAGCAACUCAUUCGACGUUGUUCACUGUGCUCGUUGCCGGGUGCCUUGGCACGUUGAUGGUGGCAAGUUGCUGUUGGAGUUGAACAGAGUGUUGAGACCUGGGGGCCAUUUUGUGUGGUCUGCUACCCCCGUCUAUCAGGACCUUGAAGAGGAUAAGCAGAUCUGGAAAGACACGACUGCCGUGAUAGAGGCUAUGCGCUGGAAAAUGGUGGCUAAGGAAACAGAUGAGGAGACUCAGAUUGGAGUUGCAAUUUUCCAGAAACCUGCAACCAAUGAAGUAUACGAAAGUUCAACGGGUGGGGGACCUGAGAUGUGUCAGGAUGACAAUCCGAAUGCUGCUUGGUAUGUGAAGAUGACACCAUGUAUUUACAAAAUUCCGGAUACCAAGCGUUCUGAAUGGCCCGAGGAGUGGCCUCUCCGAGCCACGGCUGUUCCCAAGUGGUUGAACUCGAAGGAUACUGGUCUUUAUGGGAAGCCAGCUCCCGAAGAUUUCGACACUGAUACCAAACAUUGGGAGCGUGUUGUAGCAAAGACCUACUUGCCUGAACUUGGAAUUGAUUGGAGCACUAUUAGAAAUGUUAUGGACAUGAAGGCUGGCUACGGAGGAUUCGCUGCUGCACUUAGAGCGGAAAAGGUGUGGGUGUUGAACAUUGUGCCCGUAACCGAACCAGAUACACUUCCAAUCAUUUACGACAGAGGAUUCAUUGGCAUGUACCAUAAUUGGUGCGAGCCUCACAGCACAUACCCCAGGACUUACGAUCUCCUCCAUGUAGAUCACCUGAUUACCUCUGUUAAGGCAAAGGAAUGUAGCAUAGUACAUUUGAUGAUGGAGAUGGACCGCAUCUUGCGGCCCGAUGGUUGGGCUAUCUUCCGCGAUGAGAAGUCCAACCUAGUUGAGGUGGAGGAGAUUCUCAAGUCACUUCACUGGGAUGUGAAACUGUCAUUUUCAAAGCAAAAUGAGGAGCUCCUCGCUGUGCAGAAGAAAUUCUGGAGACCAGACCCCAAGGAGUCAUCGUAGAAGGUUUUAGAAAGACGUAGUUUUUGAUAUAGGCCCAAUCGAAACUUGAGCAGAGAAUCCAUAGUUAUCAUGCCUUCCCAAUCUUUCACCCUACUGGGCGUCAGUUUGUAACGACGGGGGUGACCAGGUGUGGACUUGUGUUAGCACUUCACAGCAAGACUUGUAUUGUAAAUCAGUCAGCUCUGUAAACGGCGGGUUGUUUAGGACAUUAGAACGAACUAAGGUAGUGUUGCUGCAUUCCUUGCAGCUUUGGCACUCUCAA